Molecule: messenger RNA, 3132 nt
Organism: Toxotes jaculatrix (banded archerfish)
Lineage: Eukaryota; Metazoa; Chordata; Actinopteri; Toxotidae
Gene: znf207b
Product: zinc finger protein 207, b
Exons: 11
Coding region: 108-1535 (475 amino acids)
Cellular component (GO): nucleus
Source: RefSeq, a predicted model, not a curated record
AAAGCGCCAUUUUCGGCGUUGUCACGGGACUACAGCAUGCUGUUGUCAAACAGAUAAUAAGACUAGUGGUUAGCGUUGUAAGGCCUCUUUCUCAGUAUUCCUCAAACAUGGGACGGAAAAAGAAGAAGCAGAUGAAGCCAUGGUGCUGGUACUGUAAUCGAGACUUUGAUGAUGAAAAGAUCCUCAUUCAGCAUCAGAAGGCAAAGCAUUUUAAAUGCCACAUCUGCCACAAGAAGUUGUACACUGGCCCAGGCUUGGCCAUUCACUGCAUGCAGGUACACAAAGAAACGAUUGAUAGUGUACCAAAUGCAAUUCCUGGGAGAACAGACAUUGAGCUGGAAAUCUAUGGCAUGGAGGGGAUUCCAGAGAAAGACAUGCAGGAAAGAAGACGGACAUUAGAACAGAAAUCACAAGAGAGCCAAAAGAAGAAAUCAAACAAUCAAGACGAUUCUGAUGAAGACGAUGAUGACGAUGAAGCAGGACCAUCAGUUCAGCAGGUUGCUGCUGUCCAGCCCCAGACAGGCUAUGCUGCUCCAAUGGCUCAGCCUGGCAUGCCUCCCGUGGCUGGCGCACCUGGGAUGCCUCCGGGAGGAUAUCAAGGAAUGCCUCCUAUGAUGCCAGGCGUUCCUCCCAUGAUGCAUGGCAUGCCUCCUGCUAUGCAUGGAAUGCCACCAGGGAUGAUGCCAAUGGGAGGGAUGAUGCCUCCCAUGAUGCCAGGGAUGCCCGGUAUUCCUCCAGGAAUGCCACCUCACAUGGCUCCAAGGCCAGGGAUGCCCCAGAUGGCCCCAGCCCCUGCAGCAGGGGCGAUACCCAGUCGACCGGCAGCACCAGCAGCCCAGCCCGCAGUCACCAAACCUCUCUUCCCCAGUGCAGCACAGAUGGGCUCUGGUGUUCACAGCAGCACAGCAACUGUAUCCUCUGCACCUGCAGACCUUCAGUCUGCCUCUUCCCAGCCUCCCUUUCCUAACACGCCACAAGCCCAGCAGAGCGUUUCAGGAGCUGCAGCUUCAAACUCCCACAGUACAGCCGCCUCCUCCGACCCUCCCAAAGCAACAUUCCCUGCCUACACCCAGCCCUCUGUCUCCUCUUCUUCUUCUACUUCCUCUUCUAACCCCUCUAGCAGUACUGUGGCUAAACCCCCUGCCACAGUGACCAGUAAGCCUGCCACCCUCACCACCACGAGUGCAACUAGUAAGUUGAUCCACCCUGAUGAGGAUAUCUCACUGGAGGAGAUGAAGGCCCAGUUGCCCCGUUACCAGCGUCUUAUACCCAGGCCGGGUCAAGCCCAUGCGGCUGCUCCCCCAGUGGCGGCUGUGGGCAGCAUAAUGCCGCCACAGCAAGGUUUGCCACCACAGCAGCCUGGCAUGAGGCAUCCCAUGCAUGGUCAGUAUGGUGCUCCUCCUCAGGGCAUGCCAGGCUACAUGCCAGGAGGGAUGCCUCCAUAUGGGCAGGGUCCUCCCAUGGUUCCCCCUUACCAGGGGGGGCCACCCAUGGGCAUGAGGCCGCCCGUCAUGUCUCCGGCUGGACGCUACUGAAGCAGCAAAGCAGCCACCACAUUAGGUUUGAGGUUUAACACCUUUCUCUCAUCCUUCUGCUUUUUCAAACCUAGCUGCAAGCAAAGAGCAGUAAGACCAGUGGUGGUGAAGACAAACAUUAUUUGUUAGAACACAUGGACAUUUAAUGUAACAUCUAUAUUGGAAAACAGCCAAACACCACAUAAGUUCCUAACAGUUAUUUUGUGGUUAUUUGAUUACAUGUGAGGAUAUAUAUAUUUUUUCCCCAUAGGUUUCACUCAGGUUUAUAGAAGUGAAGUGUGGUAAAAUGAUUCAUAUUUCUUUUGAAGCUGCUGGAGUUACAUGAACGUACCAACCCCUUACAAAGGCAAGUUUUUCUUGUAAACAUUUGAUUAAUUUUGUUGUGUUUAUUUCUUUGGUAGAGUGAUUGAGGCCCUCACAGCAUGCUUAGGUGCUGUUGGACUUGCGUCCCCAACCUUGGUUGGUGAGGGUCUCAGUAAUGAAAAUGAUUCCAACUGAGUAGGGUUACAAAUCCAUGACUCAUCAGUCUCUAGCUUUAUUCUUAUUUCAGGUUUGUUUUUAAUAUUUCCUGGUUAAAAGGGUACCUGUAUGCAUCCUUUGUAAUGUUUUAUGAAUCUGUUGUAAUAAAAUCCAUCUUGAAAUCCAAUGCUGGUUUGUCCUGACGUACGUGGAGGUGAGUCAUGAAGGUUUGUACUGGUGUUGCAUUUGUAGACUUCUUGCGGCUCUGUUAAACUGUCAGGUACUCUGUUAAACCAUCAGGUGUUCAUAGAAAAUCAGGUAUUUAAACACCAAGUUUGCCACCAUCUAUUUUUGUGGAGCUCACCUUUCAUUGUUUUAAUAAAUAACUGGAUAUUAUAAGUACAAAGUAAAUUGCCUUGCAUCAUUUCAGAAAUAGAGUGAAAUAAAAAUCUUGUGUACCACCAGCUACAAAACUAAGAUGUUGGCCAACUUCUGGUUCCAAAUACUGCAUGUUACCCAUGAUAUGAUGGAAAUAACUGCAAUCAUGAUACUUGCAGAUGUAGUACACUUGCACAUUGGUAAAAAAAGAAACAAAAUUUCAUUCCUGAUUUUUUUUUUUUUUUUUUUGGUCUGUACAUACAUGCCAGUACUCCAAACAUGCAUGAAUGAUUUAAUGUUAGUGUUUGCCAUAUUGUCAUAAUCAUACCCCCAUGAACUACAGGUCAAACAAUUAACCCAACAAUACAGUAGCACUGUGUUAAAGUCCAAUUAUGUGAAGCUCAGUUGUUCAUGUUUUGAGUUGUGAAGCUGAUUAACGUAACUCUUAGCUGACGCACAAAGUUGGAGAUUUGUUUGUUUUUUGACUUUCCCCUUUUCUCAUGGUGUUUUGCAGAAUGUGUGUCAGCAAUUCAGUGGUUAUGUGCAUUGCAUCAAGAAUGUUGCUUGCUCUUGUGUAAAUUGCUUAACUGUUGGAAAAUGUCUGAUGGUGGUUCUCAGAUGCUCACGCAGUCUGGUAAAUGGCAGAUGGUUUAGUUUCAGUCUGUAUUUUUGAGUUACAGUAGCACUUCCUUCUCUUGCUAGUGUGAAGUCUCAAAAUGUAAUGACCAAAGUACCCCCCCCCCCCCCCCCCCCCCCCCCA